Messenger RNA from Cryptococcus amylolentus CBS 6039, 319 nucleotides. RefSeq lists its product as hypothetical. The record is from RefSeq and is a predicted model, not a curated record. The transcript has 4 exons. Bases 47 to 283 code for a protein of 78 amino acids. NCBI's taxonomy places the organism in Eukaryota, Fungi, Basidiomycota, Tremellomycetes, Tremellales, Cryptococcaceae.
GAUAUCACUUUACGAGUCUAUAUGCACUCUCCGACCGAUCAAAGUCAUGUCAAGUAAUUACGGUCCAUCGUCGUAUCUCAAGAAGAGCACGAAAGCGGAGACUGGAGGGAGUGCGAGCGAGAUUGGUGAGAGUGUGGAUAAGCAACUGGAGGCGCUGGAUCAGAAAGUGGCAGACAAGACUGACGAGCUACUACAGGAGUUGGACAAAAUGUCCAACCGGAUAGACGCUCUCAAGUCUUCCACUCAUGCCCUCGUCAACGAACCCAUCGACCAACAACAAUAACCCCGCGCCCAAUUGUACAUUACCAGAUGAUGAGUA